AAAAGUCCCGAACGGGGAGAAUCUAUUGUGGAGACGAGAGAGACAGAAACAGACGCAGAGGGAUACAAAUGGAUACUUAAUAAAAGACACGACAUUUCACUAACUGCAGGUAUUACAGUUGGUGGGGGGAAGAAAAAAAAAGGACCGUGGCGAUAUAUAUAUAAAAAAAAAAAAAAUCGGAAAGCUCCUAUAGACGAAUGUUUUUUUUGUUUUUAGCCGACAUCACAACUGUUACUUUCACUAGCUAGCAGGCUAGCUGGCUAGCUCCGAUGGAUACGAGCUCGGAACGGAUAGCUCGUUGAAACUAUUCUCCUGUAAGGAUUUAUAUCGGCAACGGGAAAAACAUUUAUCUUGUUGUAGUCCGUUAUCGUCGGUAAUAUGAAAAAAGUCUCCGUAUGAAUGGUUAUCUAAAGUGAACGCUAAGCGAGCUACUGCUCACCACACCGUCAACAACAACAACAACAAGAAAGUCAGGCUCACCGGUCGAGGCUCAAGGUUCAACAGACGGAGAGAACAUGACUCACAGGCCCGUGCCAGAGCUUGGCAUGGGGCUACUGUGCCAGCCUCUCCCCAACCAGGCCCUCUGAUACCCCAGUGAAACAUGACAGAGAGGCUGUGAGGCUAGGAUAGCCCCGUCCCGUCCCCCGUCCCGACAAUACUCUCAACAGUUUCCCCUAACCCCUAAACUCUCCAUCCUGCCCCACCAUGCUGCGUUUCCUGCCUCUGAAGCUGGGUCGUCUCUACCGUUGUCUGAAGCUUCUAUUGGUGGUGGGCCUGUUUGUUAUCCUACUGAUGAACACCCACAACCUGUUCGCUUCCUUUCAGAAGAACGAGCUGACGGACCGCCGCUUCAUCAACCUCAACAAGUGUCCCGCCUGUUUCGGCACCAGCUGGUGCAGGAAGUUCAUGAACGGCCAGGUGUCUUUCGAGACCUGGGGACGUUUACGCUUCCUGGAUGUCUUCAACGUCAAGAAUGUGUAUUUCGCCCAGUACGGAGAGCCGCGCGAAGGGACGAGGCGAGUGGUGCUCAAACGCCUAGGAUCCAAUCAAGAGCUGGCGGACAUUGACCAGAAGAUAUGUAAGAGGGCUACGGGCCGGCCGCGAUGCGACCUCAUCCAGGCCAUAUACAAGACGGAGUUCGCCAGGCUGAACGGGGACGUGAGGCUGCUGACCCCUGAGGUGGUAGAGGGCUGGUCUGACCUGGUGCACUGCCCUUCCCAGAGGCUACUGGACAGGGUGGUACGGCGCUACGCUGAGACCAAAGACUCUGGCAGCUUCCUGCUGAAGAACCUAAAGGACACAGAGAGGAUGCAGCUACUGAUGACUCUGGCAUUCAACCCCGAGCCCCUCGUACUACAGAGUUUCCCUUCAGACGAGGGCUGGCCGUUCGCCAAGUACCUGGGAGCGUGUGGUCGUGUGGUGGCGGUGAACUACGUCGGCGAGGAGCUGUGGUCUUUCUACAACGCUCCGUGGGACAAGAGGGUUGACCUGGCCCGACAGCUGAUGGACAUCGCUGAGCAGCUCACCAACAACGACUUUGAGUUCGCCCUCUACCUGCUGGACGUGAGCUUUGAUAACUUUGCCGUGGGGCCGCGGGACGGCAAGGUCAUCGUGGUGGACGGUGAGAACGUCCUUGUGGCCGACAAGAGACUGAUCAAACAAAAUAAACCAGAGAACUAUGACGUUUGGUACGAGAGUCGCUUCGAGGACUGUGACAAAGAGGCCUGCCUGUCCUUCUCCAAGGAGUCUCUGUGUAACCGCGUCACCGUGGACCACAACUACUACGCCGUGUGUCAGAACCUGCUGUCGCGUUACGCCACGUGGCGAGGGACCACCGGCGGCCUGCUCCACGACCCCCCCGCCCACAUAGCCAAAGACGGCCAGCUAGAAGCUCUGUUGGACGAAUGCACCAACCCUAAAAAACGCUACGGACGCUUCACGGCCGCCAAGGAGCUGAGAGACUACCUCACCCAGCUAGUGGCCGCCUCCUCCGUCACGGCGAGGUAAUGAACAGAGCUGGCGGUUAGCGGUGGCCUGCAUCUCGGCCGGGCGGUUGAUCGGGGUUAGGUUUGGGUUUGACCCCCCCCCUCCUCCCCCCUGACCUUGUCCCCGGGAACGUUUGAACCUUGACACUCACUUCAAGUCCAGGAGGUCUCCGCCCCCCACUGGUCACACGACGGCAGAAGCUUUGAUCGGUCCUCUCCUCUCCUGGUGGAAACCAACCAGGACAGCUUCAGAGGAGAUGUUUAAACUGAACUGACUGUGGUAGCUGGUCAGAAUGAAGUGGUUUUGAGCUGAAGGACCAGGAGAAAGAGGAUCAGCGACUAAGGGGAGCUUUAACCCGUGGUUAGGUUAACAUGGACUGUACAUGACUUCUCUCCUCCGCCAAGCCCAGACCCUCUCUGUUUAUCCAUCAGGACUCUUGUGUUUGCUAACAUUUUAUCUUAACCAUUUUUUUUUGUUUUGGGGGGGGGUUGAUUGAAUCAGAACAGGAGCAUGAUUACAUUUCUGCUGGGGUGUGUAUGGUCUGGCAGGAGGAGGACGGUCACUAGCUCAACUCUGCUAGUUUUCCCACAUAGAGACCUGAGCACCGCAGGGUUAACAGAGGAAGGAAAAAGCCCUUGGCUAUAAAAAAAAAAGCCCUUUUACUUCCUGCUACUCUAAUCGAUCACUUGAUUUCCAGUUCCCCUGAAGUCGGGCAAUCAACGUUUUUAUAUAGGGAGGGAGGAAUAGAAAAGUAACAGGAUAGUGAUGCCAAUGAGGACUGUGGUGAGGACUAUGGUGAGGACUGUGGUGGUGUCUGAUAUUAGAUGUUGUGUGUGUGUGUGUGUGUGUAUAUAUAUAUAUAUAUAUAUAUAUAUAUAUACAUACAUACAUACCAAAGAGGCUAUAUGAAACACUGAACUACCCCCCAGUACCAUGACACAGUGCUGUUCUGAUCCUGUAUGACUGCCCACAGGAACCUUCCAUCUGUCUAGCAACACAAUCUGCAUAGGAACGAUUUGUAUGAAUCCAACUUAAGCCCAGGGUUAACCAAGCUCCCUUCUCUGUGUUAAAUCACAACUAAGCCCAGGGCCAGGGUUAACCAAGCUCCCUACUCUGUGUUAAAUCACAGCUAAGCCCAGGGUUAACCAAGCUCCCUUCUCUGUGUUAAAUCACAGCUAAGCCCAGGGUCAGGGUUAACCAAGCUCCCUACUCUGUGUUAAAUCACAGCUAAGCCCAGGGUCAGGGUUAACCCAGCUCUCUUCUCUGUGUUAAAUCACAGCUAAGCCCAGGGCCAGGGUUAACCAAGCUCCCUACUCUGUGUUAAAUCACAGCUAAGCCCAGGGUCAGGGUUAACCCAGCUCCCUUCUCUGUGUUAAAUCACAGCUAAGCCCAGGGUUAACCAAGCUCCCUACUCUGUGUUAAAUCACAGCUAAGCCCAGGGUUAACCAAGCUCCCUACUCUGUGUUAAAUCACAGCUAAGCCCAGGGUUAACCAAGCUCCCUACUCUGUGUUAAAUCACAGCUAAGCCCAGGGUUAACCAGGCUCCCUACUCUGUGUUAAAUCAGUGAUUAACUUCAAGAGAUAAAUAAAGGAAGGAUGGAUGCAUUUUCAAAGUAUUCAAACAGACCCUAAGAUUUGGGCCACAGUAUGAAUGUCGCAUUGCCGUUGCAGAUGGACUGCAGUACCUACAGAGGCUGUAAUUGAUAAAUGACUCCAUGUCUGACUGUUUGAAAAGGGAAAUGCUGAUCCUGUCUUGUUCUGUGCGUUUUAUCUACUUCCUCAACAACCCAGAUUUGGCUCCUCACAUGUUGUAAUUUCACAGCUCUGAGUUUUGGGUUCAGUAUUAAACGUUGCCUCCUCACCGCUCAGCGUCACUUUGAGCCAUCAAGCUUUAAAUGGGCUGUAUUUUUCAUCUCCAACAAAUUAGUACAUUUGGGUUGAUUUUGCACUUGGUGGACCAAUAAAUUAAAGCCCAAGUAAUCAUCAUGUACUGUAUGUUAAUUUGAAUAGUGAGAAGUUUUUGUUGUAGCUCAGCGUCCUUUCAUCUCAGAGCUAGAGAACAGAAAAACAACGUCCUUUCGUCUCAGAGCUAGAGAACAGAAAAACAACGUCCUUUCGUCUCAGAGCUAGAGAACAGAAAAACAACGUCCUUUCGUCUCAGAGCUAGAGGACAGAAAAACAACGUCCUUUCGUCUCAGAGCUAGAGGACAGAAAAACAACGUCCUUUCGUCUCAGAGCUAGAGGACAGAAAAACAACGUCCUUUCGUCUCAGAGCUAGAGGACAGAAAAACAACGUCCUUUCGUCUCAGAGCUAGAGAACAGAAAAACAACGUCCUUUCGUCUCAGAGCUAGAGGACAGAAAAACAACGUCCUUUCGUCUCAGAGCUAGAGAACAGAAAAACAACGUCCUUUCGUCUCAGAGCUAGAGAACAGAAAAACAACGUCCUUUCGUCUCAGAGCUAGAGGACAGAAAAACAACGUCCUUUCGUCUCAGAGCUAGAGAACAGAAAAACAACGUCCUUUCGUCUCAGAGCUAGAGGACAGAAAAACAACGUCCUUUCGUCUCAGAGCUAGAGGACAGAAAAACAACGUCCUUUCGUCUCAGAGCUAGAGAACAGAAAAUCAAUGUCCAACAGUCAGUGCUGUACACUACAUUCUAUAUAGACAGUGUCCCCCCCAAAGGGUACCCUAUUCCCUAUAUAGUGCACUACUUUUGACCAAAGCCCUCUGGCUCUAAAUCGGGAAUAGGGUGCCAUUUGAGAGGUCUAUAAACACAAUCAGAUUAGUAAUUUACAGUCAAUACAAUCCACCAUACAGUACAUGUACUGUUUCUUAUGUAGUGCACUACUAUAGUAGCCUAGCUAAACCAGCCUGGUUCUAUAUAGGGAAUCAGGCUGGUUUAGCUAGGCUACUAUAGUAGCGCUCUAUAUAGGGAAUCAGGCUGGUUUAGCUAGGCUACUAUAGUAGCGCUCUAUAUAGGGAAUCAGGCUGGUUUAGCUAGGCUACUAUAGUAGCGCUCUAUAUAGGGAACCAGGCUGGUUUAGCUAGGCUACUAUAGUAGCGCUCUAUAUAGGGAAUCAGGCUGGUUUAGCUAGGCUACUAUAGUAGCGCUCUAUAUAGGGAAUCAGGCUGGUUUAGCUAGGCUACUAUAGUAGCGCUCUAUAUAGGGAAUCAGGCUGGUUUAGCUAGGCUACUAUAGUAGCGCUCUAUAUAGGGAAUCAGGCUGGUUUAGCUAGGCUACUAUAGUAGCGCUCUAUAUAGGGAAUCAGGCUGGUUUAGCUAGGCUACUAUAGUAGCGCUCUAUAUAGGGAAUCAGGCUGGUUUAGCUAGGCUACUAUAGUAGCGCUCUAUAUAGGGAAUAGGGUGCCAUUUGCGACGCACCUUGUUUUAUAGCUUGUUUUGGAAUGUUUCCUGUUUCCCUGGCCUGGAGGACUGUGAUUGGUUCGUUCUGCUGUUUGAGGAGGGAUUUGUAUGUGCGUAAAUAACUGUUCGCUUUUGUACUGUAAUUUUUCAUUUGAGUAUUAUAUCAGCAGUGUCUGAUUUUACUGUGCCUUUCAUUCGAAAGUUGUAUUUACAACUUUUUAGUGGGUUUAAAUAUUAAUACAUAUAUAUAUAUAUAUAUAUAUAUAUACAUAUACUUACCUGGUGUGUUGUUGACUUUUCUGUCAAUCGCUGACUCUCUGUCAUUACCUUCACUCAGGUUGUCACUACAGGUGUUUUCAGGUGUUUUUGACUGCAGGUUAUGAUUGGCCUAAAUUACUUUUCAAAACUCAUUUAUUUAUUUCCAUCACUCACUCUUAUGCCCGACUGUGAGCGCAUCCCGACAGGCGCUUUUCUGCGCCUCCAUUGUAUUUUGACUCUGUUUUGUGUGUAUCUGUAAGUGUGUGCUAGUUGUGUGUGGCUCAACUUUGUUAACACUCACCUGACCCUAUCCCGCUGUGACCCGCUCCCGACCCUAACCCGCUGUGGCCCGCACCCGCCCGCAAUUGCUAAUAACCCAUCCACAGCCGCCAGACUAUAUGUGAUGAAGUGAAAUGUGUGGCCCGCACCAGACCCUAACCCGCUGUGUCCCGCUCCAGACCCUAACCCGCUGUGUCCCGCACCAGACCCUAACCCGCUGUGUCCCGCUCCAGACCCUAACCCGCUGUGGCCCGCACCAGACCCUAACCCGCUGUGGCCCGCACCAGCUCUUAACCCGCUGUGUCCCGACCCUAACCCGCUGUGGCCCGCACCAGACCCUAACCCGCUGUGGCCCACACCAGACCCUAACCCGCUGUGUCCCGCACCAGACCCUAACCCGCUGUGUCCCGCACCAGACCCUAACCCGCUGUGUCCCGCUCCAGACCCUAACCCGCUGUGUCCCGCACCAGACCCUAACCCGCUGUGUCCCGCACCAGACCCUAACCCGCUGUGUCCCACACCCGCUCUUAACCCGCUGUGUCCCGAACCUAACCCGCUGUGUCCCACACCAGACCCUAACCCGCUGUGACCCGCACCAGACCCUAACCCGCUGUGGCCCGUACCAGACCCUAACCCGCUGUGGCCCGCACCAGACCCUAACCCGCUGUGGCCCGCACCAGACCCUAACCCGCUGUGGCCCGCACCAGACCCUAACCCGCUGUGUCCCGCACCAGACCCUAACCCGCUGUGACCCGCACCCGACCCUAACCCGCUGUGGCCCGCACCAGACCCUAACCCGCUGUGGCCCGCACCAGACCCUAACCCGCUGUGGCCCGCAACCGACCCUAACCCGCUGUGGCCCGCAACCGACCCUAACCCGCUGUGGCCCGCACCCGACCCUAACCCGCUGUGGCCCGCUCCCGACCCUAACCCGCUGUGGCCCGCACCUGACCCUAACACGCUGUGGCCCGCACCAGACCAUAACCCGCUGUGUCCCGCACCAGACCCUAACCCGCUGUGUCCCGCACCAGACCCUAACCCGCUGUGUCCCACACCCGCUCUUAACCCACUGUGUCCCGAACCUAACCCGCUGUGUCCCACACCAGACCCUAACCCGCUGUGACCCGCACCAGACCCUAACCCGCUGUGGCCCGUACCAGACCCUAACCCGCUGUGGCCCGCACCAGACCCUAACCCGCUGUGGCCCGCACCAGACCCUAACCCGCUGUGGCCCGCACCAGACCCUAACCCGCUGUGGCCCGCACCCGACCCUAACCCGCUGUGGCCCGCACCAGACCCUAACCCGCUGUGGCCCGCACCAGACCCUAACCCGCUGUGGCCCGCUCCCGACCCUAACCCGCUGUGGCCCGCACCCGACCCUAACCCGCUGUGACCCGCACCCGACCCUAACCCGCUGUGGCCCGCUCCCGACCCUAACCCGCUGUGGCCCGCACCUGACCCUAACCCGCUGUGGCCCGCACCUGACCAUAACCCGCUAAUAGAGAAAAUGUUUCUGCUUAUAAUUUGACAUUUUGUUUGGCUAUUUGUCAACUUGUCUAAAAUCAGAUACGUGCAGUUUCUCUUCUGUCAUUAUAUGUUGCCCUCGAAGAAUAAAUAAACCUUUGCUCACCUGAA
Salmo salar (Atlantic salmon) is the source of this 7521-nucleotide messenger RNA. RefSeq names its product divergent protein kinase domain 2A. The record is from RefSeq and is a predicted model, not a curated record. Lineage: Eukaryota; Metazoa; Chordata; Actinopteri; Salmoniformes; Salmonidae.